This is a messenger RNA of Vitis riparia (riverbank grape), 2024 nucleotides long. Its product is annotated as WD repeat-containing protein 74. The coding region runs from base 321 to 1586 and encodes 421 amino acids. The transcript has 12 exons. Gene Ontology annotation, cellular component: preribosome, large subunit precursor; nucleolus. Gene Ontology annotation, molecular function: protein binding. The record is from RefSeq and is a predicted model, not a curated record. Lineage: Eukaryota; Viridiplantae; Streptophyta; Magnoliopsida; Vitales; Vitaceae. Gene Ontology annotation, biological process: ribosomal large subunit biogenesis.
AGGAGUCCUCCGUCAAAACCCUAACGUCUCAACCUGUGUGUCUAAAGCCCUAGCCUCCCUGUUGGCUAUGAAUACUCCAGUCUUUGUCGAGGAAGAGGAAGAAGAUAUCUAAAAUUUGCAUUCAAACUGGUGUUUUUGUACUUGAUUUUUCCCAUACAGAUGCAGAGCUGAGGCGAUAGGGCUUGGUUCAUUCAGUGGUGCAUUUGGUUAUUGAAUCUCAGUCUUGCACCAGCGGAGACCUCCUUUGAUCCAAAGCUGGUAUCUUGGUGACUUUCUUGCUUGGUUUUUUCGUUCGAGAAGAGGAGCCUGCAGAAUAGGCAAUGCCGCGCACUAGCACACUGGAGUGCCCUGGUUGUCCUCCAAUCAGAGCUUUAACAUUUGAUGUCCUGGGUCUUGUUAAAGUUACUGAAGCUCGUAGUAAGGAAGGAGGAAUUCCCAAGGUGGUGGAUAGAUGGGGGGAGCCCGACUCAUCCAAAUGCAUACUUGCUGCUUCUAUUGAUGACCGCAAAUCUGGCCCUUUGUUAGCUAUUGCUAGGAAAGGUGGUCUGAUUGAGAUUCUUAACCCUCUUAAUGGGCAUCCUUGUCUUUCAAUCUCCAAUAUCAUUGAUAAUGGCCCUCAGCCUGGAGAUGAUGCUAUCAUUGGGUUGCAUUUGUUCAAAAAGCAAAAUUUGGACUUAUCGUCAAGGUCACGCACCUUGCUUACAUGUACAACAAAAGGAAAUGCAAGCAUGAGGUCUGUUGAACUUACCAGUUCACAUGCGGAUUCCACCUCAAGUGUUUCUUCAAGAACAUGGAAUGUAUGUGCUUCUGGUAAUAUCUUAUGUUCUCAAGUGGAUGGAAAUGAAAACUAUGCUUUGUUUGGCGGGAAGGGUGUUGAAGUUAAUGUUUGGGAUCUUGAACAGGGUACUAAGAUUUGGACUGCAAAAUCUCCUCCAAAAAACAGCCUUGGCUUAUUCACUCCAACUUGGUUUACAUCUGCAACUUUCCUAAGUAAAGAUGACCACCGUAAAUUUGUUGCUGGCACAAACAGUCAUCAGGUUCGCCUUUAUGAUAUUUCUGCUCAGAGAAGGCCUGUUAUAUCAUUUGAUUUCCGGGAGACCCCUAUUAAAGCAGUUGCUGAAGAUCAAGAUGGCUAUACCAUCUACAUAGGAAAUGGAUCAGGUGACCUUGCUUCUGUCGACAUGCGCACAGGGAAAUUGUUAGGAUGCUUUUUGGGAAAGUGUUCUGGAAGCAUUAGAUCCAUAGCCAGGCAUCCAGAGCUCCCUGUGAUAGCAUCAUGUGGAUUGGAUAGCUACUUGCGCUUUUGGGAUAUAAAAACAAGGAAGCUUCUUUCUGCGGUUUUCCUGAAGCAGCCUCUUACAAAUGUUGUUUUUGAUUCUAAUUUUGCUGAGGAAGAAGUUCCAUCUUCUGUAGUGGAUCCACCAACUGAAGCACAAAAUAUGAAUGAGACCCAGGAGAGUGAUGAGGAAGAAGUGCAGCCUCUGAAAAGAAAGAAAAAAUCGUCAAAGCAUAGUGGAAGCAAGAAGCCGAAACCCAAGAAAAGAAGCAAAAAGGUUCAAGACGAGACGGUUGAUGAUUCAUCAUGAUCCCAAAUGAAUGGAAUACAAGCUUUUCACAAAUGAAACAACACUGUUCAAAUCUCUAAGGCGUAUGCGAGUGGCUGUGGAGCAUAUUUUUACAGAUGAAGAGAAUUAAGAGUAGGACAAUGGGGGAGGUAUAGGUUUGGACGAUUUUCAGGUUGGGGUGGAGGAUCUUGGAAAGCUUAGAGCUUCCAGCACUUGACUUAUCAAGAGCACCCAAGAGAAGGUAACCUUAUAUUUUAGUUGGCUUUAGUAGCAGUUUUGUGAUCCUUUUUUGGUUUUCUGUCUUAUGCUUGUAUGUAUUUUGGGAUCUCAGUAUUCCUAACUGAGGAGCAUAGUUAGAAUUUAUUAUUCCAAAAAGAAAAAAAAGAGAAAAAAAAAUUGUAGUUAUGGUUGAUAAACACUACUCUUUUAUGAUUUAAGUUUUUGUUUCGAUUACCAAAA